Molecule: messenger RNA, 420 nt
Organism: Psylliodes chrysocephalus
Lineage: Eukaryota; Metazoa; Arthropoda; Insecta; Coleoptera; Chrysomelidae
Source: the annotation of a GenBank genome assembly
AUGUGCUGCCCUCAAGAAAACGUUGCACCUCAAUCAAAAGUCGAUGAAAAUACUUUAGUAACAUUAAACAGUAAGUCGUCUUCAGGUUCUAGUUCAAACAGUACUUCAUCUUCAGAUAGCAGUUCAAGCAAUGAUUCGUCUACAGAUAGUAGUUCAAGCAAUGAUUUAUGUUCAGAUAACUUAGAUUCUAAAAGUGAUCCUUAUGGAUCAGAUGACAGAGUUGCAGAUCUUCCUUAUAAUCCACCCGAAAUACCAAUGACUGAAAUGAUAGCUGAAAUACCUACAAAUAUUAGAGGUGCAAAGAGCAAGGUUAAAUACCAUUCAAACAACGAAAAAAAUGGUCGGAAAAGACUGAAACAUACUUCGAAAAAGCUAAGGCAAAGAGCUUGCGAAAUAGUGGAGAAGCUUAUUUGUAUAUAG